This is a messenger RNA of Sodiomyces alkalinus F11, 1555 nucleotides long. Its product is annotated as COP9 signalosome complex subunit 5. Lineage: Eukaryota; Fungi; Ascomycota; Sordariomycetes; Glomerellales; Plectosphaerellaceae. The transcript has 2 exons. Gene Ontology annotation, cellular component: cytoplasm; COP9 signalosome. Gene Ontology annotation, biological process: protein deneddylation. The coding region runs from base 179 to 1270 and encodes 363 amino acids. Gene Ontology annotation, molecular function: protein binding; metallopeptidase activity; deNEDDylase activity. The record is from RefSeq and is a predicted model, not a curated record.
GGGGAGCUGCUGCGUGCUUUCAACGGCGUCUUCCAUCUUGUCAACAAUCGAGAAGCCAAACCACAAUCACUGCUUUCACCUCCCCCCGUAUCACGUCGACAAUAUCUGACAUAGAGAGCUUACCGGGCAAACACAUUCGACCAUUUGACGGGCACUCGCCGUCCAGGGAACCGCAGCCAUGGCCCAGAAGCCCGUGGCUCCCCCUCUGGCUUGCUGGGAGCUGGAAAAUAAUGUCAAGCUGGUCGAUCCCAAACGCGAUGCCCUCUACCAAUACGACGAGGAGGCGAACAGGGAGGUGGUGAAUUCGAAGCCCUGGCUUCUAGAUCCCAAGUACUUCAAACACGUCCGCAUCAGCGCCACCGCCCUCAUCAAGAUGGUCAUGCACGCCCGCUCGGGCGGCAACCUCGAGGUCAUGGGCGUCAUGCAAGGUUACAUCAACGGCGACGCCUUCAUCGUCACCGACGCUUUCCGCCUCCCCGUCGAGGGCACCGAGACCCGCGUCAACGCCCACUCGGAAGCCGACGAGUACAUGGUCGAGUACCUCAGCGGGUGCCGCCGCCAGGGCCGCCAGGAGAACCUCGUGGGCUGGUACCACUCGCACCCGGGCUACGGGUGCUGGCUCUCCGGCAUCGACGUCGCCACCCAGACCACGCAGCAGACGUACCAGGACCCGUUCCUCGCCGUGGUCAUCGACCCGGACCGCACCAUCAGCGCCGGCAAGGUCGAGAUCGGCGCCUUCCGCACCCACCCCCCGCCGCCCAUCGGCAUAAAGGAGCACGCCCAACCCCCGGCCCCGGGCCCGGUCGACCGCGACGGGUGGCAGGCCGUCCCGCUGGCCAAGGCGGCUGAGUUCGGCGCGCACGCGAGCAAGUACUACAGCCUCGAGGUGUCGCACUACAAGAGCACGCUGGAGGCGCGCAUGCUCGAGCUGCUGUGGCACAAGUACUGGGUGCAGACGCUGAGCCAGAGCCCGCUGCUGACGAACCGCGACUACGGGAACAGCCAGAUGCUCGACUUGGCGUCCAAGAUCCGCGAGGUCACGGGGCAGGUUACGCGCCAGGGCCGCGCCGGCCACGCGGGCCCGUCGAGCAUGACGGCCAUUGGCGUGGCCGGGGCCGGUGGCGGCGCUCGGAAGGUGGAUGUGGCCGUCGAGAAGCUGACGAAGGAUUUCAACUCGGUGGCUGUGCAGGAGAGGACGGGGCUCAUGGCGGUGGAGGUGAAGGACAAGUUGUUCAAUGGGUUGGGACCCAGCUCGUCAACUCGGGCGUGAUGGGGAAUGCGGCCUCUUUUUUUUUUCUUCCUCUUUCAUUUCUGGUGUGAGGCCUACUUUUUGCGCGACGAUGAAUGGGAUUUUUAUGGCUAGAUCCCGACACAGGCCCAUGACAAGGACCGGGUUGGAGGGAAGCAUGGUUUGGCGUUGGGGUCAACUACACGAAUGAGAGCUUCGGACUAGGGAUAGGAGACUGUUCAAAAAAGGAACAAAAAAUGGGCAUCUUCGAAAUUUGCAGAGGUCUGGCCGGCAUUUGUGUCGGCGCUGUUGGAACGAGUCCUAGAG